AUGGAGGCGCACAAGCUCGUGAAGGGCCACUUUCGCAACAACCACCGCUUCGACGACGGCUACUGCCGCAUCACCAAGGACCAGAACUACAACCCCAUGCGCAAGCAGAACAAGAUGCGGAUGCUGCAGCAGACCUUGGAAGACGACCCCCUGCUGGAUGUGAAGGCCACGGGGUACAUUCCCAGCGCCGUCAUGAGGAACCUUCGGCUUGACAGUCCCGAGGACGAGCAGUGGAGCAACGAGAUUCGGCGGGUGACGGUGCUGUUCGUCAACCUCGGGCUAAUUCAGCAAACGCUGCUGGCGGCGGCCUUCUACGACGAGGCGAUGAAGGAGAUGCACCAGGUUAUGGUGGCCGUGCAAGAGUCGGUCUACGAGUACGAGGGCAGCAUCAACAAGUUCCUGAUGGACGACAAAGGCUCCACCCUCAUCGCCGUGAUGUGCGAGCGACUGUUCGACUUGGCUAAGGUUGGGUCGGUGGGCAUCACCACCGGCCAGGCGUUUUGCGGCGUUGUUGGCUCCAAGACCCGGAAGGAAUACACGGUACUGGGGGACAGCGUGAAUCUUGCCGCGAGACUGAUGCAAAGAGCUGUGUCCGAGGAUGGAGGCGUGAUGUGCGAGCUGGCCACGAAGCGGGCGUGCGGCGGGCUGUUGCAGUUCAAGGGGCGGGGCGACUUCCGCAUCAAGGGCAAAACAGCGCCGGCCAAGGUGUUCCAGCCGUACCCGGAGGGCUUCCCCAAGCCGGACCCGCCGCAGUACCUGGGUGCCAACGUGUACGGACUCAUCCACCAGCAGCAGCGGCAGAACUACGCCAUGCACAAGCUGCUCACCAGCCUGCAGGCCUACUUCGCCCGGCCUGCCGUCAAGGAGGUGUUUAUAGUAGCGGUACCUCUGGCUGUGACUGUGGCGUCGGUCAGAGUCGGCAAAUGGUGUUUUCGCUUAUUGACUUUUAUUAUUACUUACGCGCCGCCCCCACCCACGGGGCUCCCUGCCUACCCUUCGGAACCGUUUCUGUUCCAGAUUUCAAGCUCAUCCAGUUCUACCAGUGAACAGAGCCAGCGCGAGAGCAUGAACCAGCGGGGGGGGUCGAUGACGUCGGUGACGGGCGGCAACAUGGGCGAGAAUGGGGAGGAGGAGGAGGGGGAGGAGGAGGAGGAGGAGGACCUGCUGGUCGGCCUGGGUGGGCACCGCUUGUCGGAUUCCUCGGAGGGGCCGGAAGUUGACGACCUUGACCGGUUUCUGAACGCCGGGAUGGACGGCGAUAUACCGUUCGAGGGGCAACUUGGACCGCCCGGUGGGGGCGGCGGCGGCGGCAACUGUGGUGUCGCCGGCGGGGGCGCUACUCUCCUGUCGCCGGAAUCGAAGGAAGAUGAUGCCGAUGCCGCCGUCCCCGCCAUGGACUUGGGGGACAUGGAGCCGAACAAGAGGUCGUACCCCCCGGGAAACCCUCGCAUCGACAUUUUGGGCAGGUCGAGCGCGAGGCGGGAUGUGUUCAAGUCGCCCGAGCGCGACCCGCCGCAGGACGGCGGCCAGCCCACGGGCGGCGGCGGCGUGGGCGGCGGUGACCACGUCAGCGUGGCGGCGGCGGCGGCGGGGGCGGCGGCGGGAGCCUUGGACGUGGUUGCGACUGCCAAGGGCACGGAGCCGAUGCAGAAGUCUACGAGCCUGACGGCCAAGGUGUUCGCUACCGGCUCGGGCGUGAGGUCGUCCGUCGAAUCGACGGCGAGGUCGUCUGCGGCCUCGGCGACCGAGACUUCCUUCUCGGGCGGCGGCGGCGGCGGCGGCGGUAACGAGAACGCCUCCCCGGACAUCCUCAGCCCGACCUCCACGUCCGCAGACGCGCCCCACACGAGGAGCAUGGGGCGGCGCCAGGGGGACUCCACCCGCAUGAUGCAGAAACUGUUCGGGAAGACGGACGAGGGGCCAGGCGCGUCCUCCUCGCAGCCGACAUCGCCGUCCUCGAGGCCCGCGCCGAAGGAGUCGGGCGACAGCAGCAGGAGCCUCGUGUCGGGGCCCACCGUCGACAGCGCGGCGCCGCCGCCGCCGCCGCCGCUGCCGCCGCUGUCGAACUCGGCAAAAAGUUGUGCGAACAGCCGCGGCGCCGACGGCGGCAAGUCACGGGGUUCUCCUCUUGGGGGAAGCAAGCAUAGAAACGCCGCGACGGUGAUGCCGCGCCCGACUCAGGGCUGGGGCGCAGACCCGGACGGGAGCGGCGGCGGCGGCGACGAUAACAGCAGCGGCGGCCGGAAGCAGUGGCCAGACGGGUAUGCUGAGUCGAAGCAGCCGGUCACCGAGGGGGGCCAACAAGCAGAGAGUGUUCCGGACGAGAUGAAGGUGGAGCAGCAGCGGUGUGAGGGGGGGACGAACAGCGGCGCGGGCGUUUUCAAGGACGGGUCGGCGACAGCUGCCCCAAAGUGCGGCUUGUGUUUAGUUAGCGUGCCCGCUGUGCUCAGUUUGGCAAAGCAGGUGAAGCGCGGAAGCUCCCGCCUCGAACUUGCCGUCGACGACGACGAGAUCUUGCCGCCGAACUGGGUAGGCCGGAGAAGACGGUCCUUAUGCCGGCUGUCCGUCUCGCAGAACGGGAUGGUGCCGCUGCCGGCGUCCGCGGGAAUCCCGCAGUCCGACUUGGGAGCUUCGGGUUCUUGCUCGCUCCCGAGGUACAGCAGAUACAACAAGCAGCAGUUCAGCGCCGGGUCCGUGAGCUCGGGUCUCGCGUCCGGGCACGGGGCCAGCCGCAGCGGCCACAGCCAGAUGAACGCCAGCGGGAUGACCCAGUCGUCUUCUGGAUCGAGCACCACCCCCACCGCUCCCACGCUGUUUAACAAGAACCGGAGGGGAUUGGAUGACAGCGCGUCGUCCUCGUCGACUAGUUUCAACGGGGGCCCCGUGUUGCGGGAUGCAGCUAUCUUCACUCAUCAUGUCUAUGUGAACCUGUUUAAGAAAGGCGACAACACUGACCCAGGAAACUACAGGGGGAUCACACUGUUGAACACAGUAGGAAAAGUGUUCUGUAAGCUGCUGAACGAUAGGAUAGUGGGAGUAUUGGAGAAGGAACAUAGCAUUAGUGAGGGCCAGGCAGGUUUCCGCAAGAAGAGGGGGUGCGUAGACCACGUGUUCACGGUAGGGAGAAUCAUCCAAGGUAGAAAGAGGGCGGGAAAGCCGACGUACUGCUUCUUCCUGGACGUGAAAAAGGCAUACGACACCGUAUGGAGAAAUGGGUUGUGGAAACAACUGUCCAAAUACGGGAUCAAGGGGAAAAUGUGGAGAGUGCUGAAGAAGAUGACAGAGUGCACGAAAAGCGCGGUCAUGCUAGACGGAGAACUGUCUAAAUUCUUCGACAUAGAGCAGGGGGUCCCACAAGGUUGCACGCUGUCCCCAACAUUGUUCAAU
This is a messenger RNA of Ectocarpus sp. CCAP 1310/34, 3387 nucleotides long. The record is from the annotation of a GenBank genome assembly. NCBI's taxonomy places the organism in Eukaryota, Phaeophyceae, Ectocarpales, Ectocarpaceae.